Molecule: messenger RNA, 778 nt
Organism: Eurypyga helias (sunbittern)
Lineage: Eukaryota; Metazoa; Chordata; Aves; Eurypygiformes; Eurypygidae
Product: zinc finger protein 64 homolog, isoforms 1 and 2-like
Exons: 4
Biological process (GO): regulation of gene expression
Cellular component (GO): nucleus
Source: RefSeq, a predicted model, not a curated record
UUCCCGGCGGCACCACUGUGCUGGUGGAGCUCACCCCCGACAUCCACAUCUGUGGCAUCUGCAAGCAGCAGUUCAAUAACCUCGAUGCCUUUGUUGGGCACAAGCAAAGUGGUUGCCAGCUCACUAGUGCGACGGCCGGGGCCACCAGUACGGUCCAGUUUGUGUCCGAAGAAACGGUGCCAUCAACACAGGCACAAACCACAGCCAGGACCAUCGCGUCGGAGACACAAACCAUCACAGUUUCUGCACCAGAGUUUGUUUUUGAGCAUGGCUAUCAAACAUACCUGCCCAGUGAGACCAGUGAGCCUCCAACUGCUGCUAUCGUCUCUACGCCACCAAAAGCACGUUCAAAAAAAUCCACUUCCUCACUUACACAGAAGAAACUAAACUGCUGCCAUCCAGGUUGCCAAUUCAAGACUUCCUAUGGUAUGAAGGACAUGGAACGUCAUCUACGAACACACACAGGAGACAAGCCCCAUAAAUGUGAAGUUUGUAACAAAUGUUUUAGUCGUAAAGAUAAGCUGAAGAUGCACAUGCGUUCUCAUACGGGGGUGAAGCCCUACAAAUGUAAACACUGUGACUAUGCAGCUGCUGACAGCAGCAGUCUCAACAAGCACCAGCGCAUUCACUCCAACGAGCGUCCUUUUAAAUGCCAGAUCUGCUCUUACGCAAGCCGCAACUCUAGCCAGCUAACUGUGCACCUCCGAUCCCACACAGGUACGUUCAUUCUAAAAUCCAGAUCUGUAAAGUUUGAAGGUCAUUGGGAAUACCUUAAAAG